UUACUUACCGAAAUUUCCAUCUCACACGGCCAUAAAAGUAGAGAAAUGAUUGGACGUAGUGCCGCGAUGGAGGAAUUAGCCCUCCAUCAUUUCCAAAUGGGGCUAACGCCUCGAAUAUCUAAUUUUGUUAGGAGUAAAUCCGUUAAAACUUUAAACGAAGCAAUUAAUAUCGCAAUUUCUGAAGAAAGAAUCCAACAAUCUUUAUCUAAACACUCAGCCCCGUCUAGCAAUCAACAAUCUCGUCAGUUUAUACGUCGUAACCAAAAUCCAUCUUCAUUCAAAAACAAUCCUAUUACUCCUCGUCCUAAUAAUAAUAAUUCCAUCCUUGUCUGCCGAUAUUGCAAAAAUCCAGGUCAUACUAUAGAACAAUGCCGAAAAAGGGAAUUUAAUAAUAAUCGCUUCAAAAAUCCUGAUCAAAACUAUACAAGGCAACCCCGUGUUCAUUUCAUCUCCGAUGAAACUUCGGAAACUAACGAUGAUUUUCUUACCAAUCCUGAGGGCGGUUAUGACACCGUAGACUCUAAUCAAAAAAACGAGUAAACAUCUCGUCCCAGUGUCGUGCGGGAUUAUAUAAUUUUAAAACCGGCACUAUCAAUUAUAAUUCAUCUACUAAAUCCUCUGUAUCCACUGUAUCUAUGCAGCAACCCAAGGUUGAUCUGCCCAAAUCUACUAAAUCCUCUGUAUCCACUGUAUCUAUGCAGCAGCCCAAGGUUGAUCUGCCCAAAUCUACUAAAUCCUCUGUAUCCACUGUAUCUAUGCAGCAACCCAAGGUUGAUCUGCUUAAAUCUACUAAAUCCUCUGUAUCCACUGUAUCUAUGCAGCAGCCCAAGGUUGAUCUGCCCAAAUCUACUAAAUCCUCUGUAUCCACUGUAUCUAUGCAGCAACCCAAGGUUGAUCUGCUUAAAUCUACUAAAUCCUCUGUAUCCACUGUAUCCAUGCAACAACCCAAGGUUAAUUUACCCAAGCCUACUAGAUCCUCUGUAUCCACCGCAUCCAUGCAACAAUCCAAAGUUGACUUAUCCAAAUCUACUAAAUCCUCUGAAUCCGCUGCAUCCGUACAACUUAAAACUACUAGUUCUCUAGAUCCUUCAAAACCCAAAGUUUAUAAUAUUUCAAAUAUUCCAUCUAAAACCUUAUUA
Molecule: messenger RNA, 1139 nt
Organism: Plodia interpunctella (Indianmeal moth)
Lineage: Eukaryota; Metazoa; Arthropoda; Insecta; Lepidoptera; Pyralidae
Exons: 1
Coding region: 46-540 (164 amino acids)
Source: RefSeq, a predicted model, not a curated record